This is a messenger RNA of Xenia sp. Carnegie-2017, 822 nucleotides long. RefSeq lists its product as uncharacterized. NCBI's taxonomy places the organism in Eukaryota, Metazoa, Cnidaria, Anthozoa, Malacalcyonacea, Xeniidae. Bases 1 to 822 code for a protein of 273 amino acids. The transcript is spliced from 2 exons. The record is from RefSeq and is a predicted model, not a curated record.
AUGAUAAGAGAAAAUUUGACUCAUAUUCCUGAGAAUACUAAUUGCUGUCUUACUUCAACUUACUGCUAUAACGAUGGAAAAUGUCGUAAAUCAAAGUCACCCCUAACUAAGACACGUGCUUCAUGUGAGUGUAAAGAGGGAUUUGUUGGUGAACGUUGUGAAAAGAAAGCAAAGUCUUGUCAAAGUUAUCGUGAUCUUUCUGAUGGCUGGUACAAAAUAUUUACAAAUGAUGACAACCAAGUGAAAGUUUACUGUCAGCUUGGACCAGUCAACAUUUGGACAUUGGUUAUGUCUUAUAGUUUAAAAUUCAACGAACACUACAAAAAUAAGGCAUAUUAUAAAAACUCUCCUCGAAAUGAAAUGAAUGAAACAUGGGAAGAUCACAGACUUUCUUUUAAUGCAAUGAAAAGUAUAAAAGAAGAUGGAAACAUGCUAUGGCGCAUUACGUGUUCAUAUGGUGAAAAAGGCUGGAAUGAAACAGAUAUUGUUAUUGCAACCCAUGAAAAUGCACCAGUUUUUAAAAAAAUUGUUGAACCUCCUGAGUGUUUAAAUGUCCGUUCUAUAGAUAUCAGAGGGUAUAAGUGUAAAGAUUGCCAAAUUCCUUUUUGGCAAGAUGACAAACAAAUUUUUCACACAGACAAUACCCAAGGUAAAGUUGAAUGCAAUCUGAAGGGUUUUGAAUUAUCUGUCUGUAAAGAUCAAGCUGAAGGAGGAGAAGAUAAUUUUGGAUUUUAUCAGUGUUGUAACACAAAACAUCGUUGUUCAUCGUCAGAUAAGGCCACAACACAAUUAUGGUUUGGUCAACGAAUGAAAUUUAAUUGA